AUGUUGCUUCAUGCCUGCGAAACGUUUCUGGACUUUACAAAAGAGAAUCCAGACAGUAUCAUUACGCACUUGAAAGAUAUCUUCUUCUCGGCCAUCUUCGCCAACUUUAGAGCGAAAGAAGUUCAUUCCUGGAGCAAGGAGGCGAUCAUGAGUCUGAAGCCUUAUUUCAUCAUGGCUGAGCGACAGCAAGCUGAGAUAAGAUCGUUGGAGAAGAAGAAGAUAGAGCUGGAGAAAGAACUGCAACAGUUUGAUCGCAAGAAGUCCUUCAGAACCCUCGGCAUGCAGACUGAGGACUUCGACUCCGCCAUGAAGGAACAACACCUGGAGAAAGUUCGGCAGCUGAGCUCUCAAGUGGCGAGGAUGGAAACUGAAAGAUAUGCGGACAAGCUGGAAGUGGAGGAGAAGCUGAAAAUCAAGGACAGGAAGAUAGCCGAGCUGAUGAAUCAGAUGUCGCGAGUUGAGACCUCUGAAGACAAACUGACUCAAAGAUGCGAAGACUUGUCCAUGACGUGCGAGGAUCUUAAGAACAACGUGAAGAAGCUAAAGGAGGAGAAGGAGAAGUUGAGAGACCUGGUGAGAGACUCCGAGGCUGAGCGACUUGCUCUCAAGCUCUCCUCCGAACACCAAAUUAAGAGCCUUCAAACAAGUCUGGAAAGCGAGAGGAGGAGGCAUAGCGACGAGAGAACAACGUGGCUCGAUUCCUUCGUGUCAGAGAGGUACGACCUGCUCAACGCGAUAGAGACGACGAGGCGGCAGCAGCAGCCGGCGAUGCGAAGCGACGGAGAGAAAGGAGGUCACCAAGAGAAUGAGAUCCCUGAAGCCGACAAAUCACAACUGUGA
Molecule: messenger RNA, 840 nt
Organism: Guillardia theta CCMP2712
Lineage: Eukaryota; Cryptophyceae; Pyrenomonadales; Geminigeraceae
Exons: 11
Coding region: 1-840 (279 amino acids)
Source: RefSeq, a predicted model, not a curated record